Molecule: messenger RNA, 300 nt
Organism: Nelumbo nucifera (sacred lotus)
Lineage: Eukaryota; Viridiplantae; Streptophyta; Magnoliopsida; Proteales; Nelumbonaceae
Source: RefSeq, a predicted model, not a curated record
AUGAAGGCAGGAGAAUCGGUGAACGAGUAUUUUGCUCAGACUCUUACCAUAGCCAAUAAGAUGAAAGCAAAUGGUGAGAACAAAGGAGAUGUUGUUGUUGUUGAAAAGAUUUUGAGAUCUAUGACUCCCAAAUUUGAUUAUGUUGUAUGUUCCAUUGAAGAGUCUAGGGAUAUAGACACCUUAACCAUUGAUGAGUUGCAAAGCAGCCUGCUUGUGCAUGAACAACGUAUGAGUGCUCAUGUUGAAGAAGAACAUGCUUUGAAGAUCACUCACGGAGAUCAAGCAGGAGGAAGGGGUUGA